CGGUUUCGGACUCUCUAGUCGCCAUUUUAUAGUGACGAAGUUUGUAAAAAAAAUUCGUUGCUCUCCUUCUAAUCCUUAAUUGAAAAUGUCCCGAGAUAGAUUCAGAAAUCGUGGCAGUGGAAUGGGCGGUAUGAAUAUUUAUCGUCGAGGCGGUGGCGGUGGCCGUGGUGGUGGUGGGAUGUCAAAUUACCGUGGGCCCGGGCAAAUGGAUCAAAACCGCGGCCCCCAUUCGCAUCACCAGCAGCAACAACAACAACAAGCUACGUCGCAGCAGCAACAGACAGCUCAGCAAUCUCAGCCGCCGACUCAACAGAAGCCGACUGAAUCGCCUAAACCCGCACAGCAACCGCCGAAACCCACCCCGCCAUCAACACCAGCGACACAGACCACUGCUACACCAACUGCACAGACUCCGACUACAACCCCACCGGUUAAAAAUGAGCAGACCCCAUCAAAAUCGCCUGCUCCAGCAGCUCAACAGCAGCCGGCGCAAUCUACCCCCCCAACACAGACCAAUACUAAACAAGGCCCGCAGCAACAGGGCCCGAAACCACAGCAGCCUAAAAUAUCCUCGCCUGUUAAGCCAGGUCUAUCCCAACAGCAGCCGCAACAGCAGCAGCAUCAGCAGCCGCAGCAACAUCAGCAGCAGCAUCAGCAGCAGCAACAUCAGCGAAACCGCUUUGGGCCUAACAAUAAUCAGGGCGGCCAGAAACGGCCGCAUCAAUCACGCUUCCAUUCAGCGCCUCCUCCACAACCUCCUGCAGAAGAGGAGGAAAUGUGUGAAGAUAAACCUCCAGAGGAGGAAGGUGGCUGGUGUGAGGGUAUUAAGGCAACCUUGUCUCUCUUGAGAAGGCCAGGAGAGAAAACGUAUACCCAGCGCUGUCGAUUGUUUGUGGGCAAUCUUCCUACUGAUAUUACAGACGAAGAAUUUAAAAAGCUAUUUGCAAAAUAUGGAGAACCUGGAGAGGUUUUUAUCAACAAAAGCAAGGGUUUUGGAUUCAUAAAGUUGGAAUCCAGGGCAUUGUCAGAAAUAGCAAAGGCAGAACUUGAUGACUUCCCCAUGAGAGGUAGACAGCUAAGGGUUCGUUUUGCAACACAUUCAGCAGCCCUCUCUGUACGCAACCUAUCUCCCUUUGUGUCUAAUGAGCUUCUGGAGGAGGCAUUUAGUCAGUUUGGCCCAGUUGAAAGGGCUGUAGUUAUUGUGGAUGAUCGUGGACGGUCUACAGGAAAAGGAAUUGUGGAAUUUGCUUCAAAACCAGCUGCCAGAAAAGCAUAUGAGAGAUGUAAUGACGGUGUCUUCCUUUUAACCACAACUCCAAUGCCGGUUAUUGUGGAGCCACUUGAGCAGUUUGAUACCGAAGAUGGGCUGCCAGAGAAACUUGCCCAAAAAAAUCACUUAUUCCAAAAGGAGCGGGAAAUCCCACCUCGUUUUGCACAGCAUGGCACAUUUGAGUUUGAGUAUUCCCAGAGAUGGAAAUCUCUGGAUGAGAUGGAAAAACAACAAAGGCAACAGGUAGAGAAAAACAUGAAGGAUGCAAAGGAGAAGCUUGAAAGUGAGAUGGAUGAUGCUUAUCAUGAGCAUCAAGCUAACUUGUUGCGUCAAGACUUAAUGAGACGCCAGGAAGAGCUGCGGAGAAUGGAGGAAAUGCACAACCAAGAGAUGCAGAAGCGCAAGGAAAUGCAAUUGAGACAGGAAGAAGAACGCCGUAGACGAGAGGAAGAAAUGAUGCUUCGUCAACGUGAAGUGGAAGAACAGAUGAGGCGGCAAAGAGAAGAUGGCUAUCGCAUGGGUUAUAUGGACCAAAGAGAAAGGGAUAUGCGCAUGGGUACAAAUUCCAUGACCCUGGCAGAUCAAUAUGGUUCUGCAAACCAGUACCCUUUAGGAACAACUGGCAUGAGCUAUGAGAGCAACACUGCAGUGGCACAAGCUACUAUUGGAGCGUCUAUGUUGGGAAGCGAUAUGCGUAAUGAUCGCUUUGCCCAGGGAAGUACAGGGUCUCCCAAUGCCCAAGCUGCGAGAGGGAUGGGAACUGUGCAACCUGCUGCAACUGCAGGCACUACAAGUUAUGGGAGGGGAAGAGAGGAAUAUGAGGGCCCCAACAAGAAGCCUAGGUUCUAAGUUCAAACUCCCUUAGUUUUCAUUCCAAACGUUAUAAUUCAUUUUUUUUCUUUUUUUUUAUUCUUGCAUUUUAGUAAGAAAAUAUUUUUAUGGAUGUUAGCUUGAUUCUGUAUUUGUGGUCUAAUGGAGGCUUAAAUAUUUCCACACUUACUAUCCCCAUCCUUAUUUUAUGGCAGUAUAGCUUACAUUUUGUAAACGUGCGUUAAAAAUUUUGAACCAUAGGCAGACUAAGCCAUUUCAUGUUUAUUAUACAACUGAUGGCUGGAAAAUACUUAAGCUGUGGAUACAAAAACUGAGUAAAGAUUGAAUAGCUUGGUGAGAACUUUGCAUGACUUGCCUUGUCUCGGUAUUCUGUCAUCCAGUAUCCAGCUCCAAAGCUGUUGGGCUGCUGGGUCCAAUGCAUAUUAAAUGUUCUAUGUGCAGCUAAAGUGGUGACAGUGUUCUGAUACUGUGAAGAUGGUAGUCUUAGCAGCUUCAGCCAAACUCCUAUGUGUAUAGAAAGAAGAAAUAAUCUCCACUGUGGAUUUAAUGGUCUGAGCUGGAACUAUCAAUACUUUACCCCCUUCCCUUGUGUAUUCGAGCUUUUUGUGGCCUGAACAAGAGCUCCAUGAAACUGUCCUUUAAUAUGGGUUGUAUUAAAUAACUUCUAAAUAAAAUAAACAUUGUGCAA
Molecule: messenger RNA, 2789 nt
Organism: Bombina bombina (fire-bellied toad)
Lineage: Eukaryota; Metazoa; Chordata; Amphibia; Anura; Bombinatoridae
Gene: SFPQ
Product: splicing factor proline and glutamine rich
Exons: 10
Coding region: 86-2119 (677 amino acids)
Biological process (GO): regulation of DNA-templated transcription
Cellular component (GO): nucleus
Molecular function (GO): RNA binding
Source: RefSeq, a predicted model, not a curated record